UGUCCACAAGAUGUGCCCGGGCAGCUAAAAAAGAAAAAAUAUCCAUGUCCUGGCUGUGCUAUAAAUCUUGGAGAGAAGGGACGAUAUUCAUAUUUAAGAGUCUAAAGAUGGAUCGCCAUCGCGUGAGUAUAACUAUGGAGGAUAAUGAAAUGUGGGAGCAGAGAAUGGCCAGAUUGAAAGCGCUGGAAGGUUUAAACAGACCACACAGCCCAGCAGAGGUCAAAUGGCGUGUAAGUCCGCGGCUACAAGCCGCCGCGAAAGAAGGCGACGUUGACAACUUCAUCGAAGCCCUCGAAAAGUAUUCCGCAGAAGAGGGAGUCCCUUUGUCCGAGAUCAUAGACAUACAGGGCCCUUCUGGGAACUCGUUGCUCCACGUCGCAGCGGGCAUCGAGAAUUGCGACAUCCUUCGAGCCCUCCUCGAGGUCAUCCGCGACAAGGGGCGCGCCACUGAGGCGAAUUUCCGAGGGGACACCGCGCUCCACGUCGCAGCGAGAGCCGGAAGGAUCCACACGGCCAGACUCCUCCUUGACUGCGAUGGGAUCGUAGACAUGGCGAAUGACGCGGGCAACACAGCGCUGCACGAGGCUGUGAGGAACGGUCACUACGAAUUGACUCGUAUGCUCUUGAAUCGAGGGUCAAAUUUGGUUUAUAAGGAGAACAGAGAGCGUAAGUGCCCGCUGUACUUGGCAGUCGAGACGGGAGACUUGAGGAGUCUUGUGCUUUUGAUGGAAGCAGUGGAUGGGGAGAAAGUCUCUUCAUUGGAAGGCAUGUCGCCGGUCCACGGAGCCGUGAUGCACCAAACGAUAGAAAUGCUAAAAGAGAUGUUAAAGCGGAAGAAAGAGUUAUUUUUUCUAAGUGAUGCUGGAGGUGGUACUCCGCUCCAUCUAGCAGCAUAUGUGAAUUAUGUCGAUGGAGUCAAAUUCUUGGUCAAUGAAUUCACUUCAAGUGCCAUUGAAUAUGACAAAGAGGGCUAUCUUCCGAUCCACAUUGCAUCCAAAAUGGGUCAUCUCGAAACAAUUAAGGAUUUGCUUCAACAUUGGCCAGAUCCAGAAGAGCUGCUAAAUUUUAAGGAAGGGCAAAAUAUACUUCAUGUUGCAGCAAAGUAUGGAAGGGCCUCUGUAGUGAAGUACAUACUCAGUAAUCCUGAGCUUGAGAAGCUCAUAAAUGUGAAAGACAAGUUAGGAAAUACGCCUCUACAUUUGGCCACAUUACAAUGGCAACCCGAGGUUCUAUUGUCUCUCACUCGGGACAAUAGGGUCAAUCUUAAGCUUGUAAACAACAGCAACUUGACGGCUCUUGACAUUGUAGAUGAGCAACUGAAAAAAAUAGAUGCUCCACUUCACCAGAGCUUAACACGAACAAUCUUAUUAUCUGCUGGAGCACCCAGAAGCAAAGACAAAGCAAUUUGCCAACCAAAAGGCCUAGGCCCGGGGAGCGAUUUGGAGCCUCCAGAUUUGGAUAGACUUAAGGACGAGGCCAAUUCCCGUAUGGUUGUGGCAACUCUCAUUGCUACUAUGACAUUUGCUGCUGGCUUUUCUAUUCCUGGAGGAUAUAACAACUCUGAACCAGAUGCGGGAAUUGCUACACUAUUGAACAAACCCAUGUAUGACGUCUUCGUGAUUUGCAACACUGUCGCCAUGUUCAGCUCAAUAAUUUCAGUUGUGAUCCUUCUAUGGAGACAGAUUAAUGAUUCACAUGCUGUGCUUCAUGCCCUUGGAAAGGCAAGGCAACCACUGCUUAUAGCUCUUGCCACAAUGUCUGUGGCCUUUAUGGCAGGGGUCUACGUGACCGUAAGCAAACGCACUUGGAUCGCCGUUGUUACUUUGAUCAUUGGAAUCAUUGCUCUCUUCGUUAUCUUGAGUCUUUACAUGGCCUUGUUUGUUCCGCUUGGGUACAAAUGCCGUCUUGUCCAGCUGUUGGCCGACUACAUCCUUAGAGCUGGUAUAUCAAUUUCAAGAAGUGUGACUGUAGAAAGGGCUGCGUGGCAGCCUGAGUAUCCUCUUGGAUCCCUCAAGCGUCAUGCUGGGUCUCUAGAAAUUGAUACGGCGACAUCAACAAAUGCCAUCGAUGGAAAAUCAUGACAUUGGGGCAUAUUAAAUUAUAUUUCAAUUUUGAACCAUUUAUGACACCCGAUCCAAAUUGGAUCGAUUUAUUAAACUGUUGGAAAGAAAUCCUGUGAAUAUCUCAAAGGACAUGUAAAUAUAUUGUUGCGAUUUGUUUUGAUCGGGUUGGAUAAAUAUCCAAGCCUGAUAGCAGAAAGAAAUUUAAGAAAGGGAGCUUCAGUUACAGUUAAAAUAAAAAAGAAAAUUUCUCUGGCACUA
Molecule: messenger RNA, 2321 nt
Organism: Eucalyptus grandis
Lineage: Eukaryota; Viridiplantae; Streptophyta; Magnoliopsida; Myrtales; Myrtaceae
Product: protein ACCELERATED CELL DEATH 6
Exons: 3
Coding region: 45-2081 (678 amino acids)
Cellular component (GO): plasma membrane
Molecular function (GO): protein phosphatase 1 binding; protein phosphatase regulator activity
Source: RefSeq, a predicted model, not a curated record